UGGAUUAAGAUUAUGGGGAGGGCCCAUGAGACCACAAAUGUUGUACAAUGUUGCGUUGGUGAUGACACUCUGUCACAACUGUUACCCCAUCUAUUGGAGCAACUGGAGGUCUGUCAGAAGUCUCUGACAGGAUACCUUGAGAAGAAACGCUUGAUCUUCCCAAGAUUUUUCUUUGUUUCCGACCCUGCUUUACUUGAGAUUCUUGGACAGGCCAGUGACUCUCACACGAUCCAGGCUCACUUACUGAGUGUGUUUGACAACACAAAGAAUGUGGUAUUCCAUGAGAAGAACUAUGACCAGAUAUUGGCUGUGGUGUCUCAGGAGGGAGAGAAAGUGGACCUUGAGAACUUUGUAAUGGCACAGGGCAACGUUGAACAGUGGUUGGGAGAUCUCCUUGCAGAGUCCAGAAAAUCUGUCCAUGGCAUCAUCAGAACUGCCUCUGUUACAAUCCAAGACCCAAGCUUCAAACUGAUGGAGUUUGAAAACAUGUUCCCAGCACAGGUGGGUCUAUUAGGUAUCCAGAUGCUGUGGACUAGGGAUGCAGAGACUGCACUCCAGAGUGCCAGGGUUGACAAGAAAGUGAUGCAGACAACUGCAGAGAAGUUCAGAGACAUCCUGAAUGACCUCAUUGACAUGACAACUACAGAGCUGACGAAGAUGGAGAGAACAAAGUUUGAGACACUUGUCACCAUUCAUGUCCAUCAAAAGGAUAUCUUUGAUGAUCUGCUGAAGAUGCACAUCAAGUCUGUGAAUGACUUUGAAUGGUUGAAGCAGUCAAGGUUCUACUUCAAGGAAGACACAGACACUUGCCUCAUUAGCAUUACAGAUGUUGACUUCAGCUACCAGAAUGAGUUCCUUGGGUGUACUGACAGACUUGUCAUCACUCCUUUGACUGACAGAUGCUAUAUCACAGUGUCUCAGGC
This is a messenger RNA of Owenia fusiformis, 923 nucleotides long. The record is from the annotation of a GenBank genome assembly. Lineage: Eukaryota; Metazoa; Annelida; Polychaeta; Sabellida; Oweniidae.